Molecule: messenger RNA, 1373 nt
Organism: Penaeus monodon (black tiger shrimp)
Lineage: Eukaryota; Metazoa; Arthropoda; Malacostraca; Decapoda; Penaeidae
Source: RefSeq, a predicted model, not a curated record
UGUGACGGCCUGUAAUUUACGAUUUUAUUCCACGCAAACUAAGCAUCAUAUUAUUCUGCAACAAACAACAAGAAAGGGGAAAAUAAUGUAAACGGAAUGUAGUUUCUGCUGAAAAGAAGUCAUAGAAAAUCUAGGGCAAAAAUCCAACUUUUCUUUGUGGAUUAAUAUAAAGCACAAUUUGAUCUGUUCGUUUAUCGAGGGGUACAUGUAUCAAAAAGUUUUUUUUUUUUUUUCUUGAUUGGGGUGUAUAAUGCUGGACUUGGUGUCCCCCCCAAAAAAAAAAAAAAAAAAGUGCAUUAUAUGAAUCGCCACAUUGAAAUAAAAACCAUACAGAAAAAAAUUACAAUAUACAUUUUUUGAUGUCGGUAAAGAUGUUAUCUCAUGCAGAUUGGCAGAUAUGUUUGUAAGCAUGUCAUAUGACAUGAUCAAUGUAUGGUUCGUAUUUCUUUGCUGCCCCAAACCCUAGCCACUGACUUUAACAUUUAUGGAGCAAAUAUGAAUACUAUUUGCUCUAAAAUAGUAGUAAUAAUUAUAGUUUUACUGAAUUAAUACAUUCUAUUUCUUUUCAGAUAUGAAGUUUUCCAAUGUGGUGACAUAAAAAAACGGGCAAAUUCAGAUGAGCCACCCCUGUAUCAUGUGACUAGUGAGGAGACUUUCGACGUCAUCAAACGUGCUCAUAUUGCAACAGGACACGGUGGGCUUGACCGCAUGAUUAAGGAGUUACAACGAAAAUACGCCAACAUCACAACAAAGGCUUUGGAGCCCUUUAAAUCACUGGGUGAGGAAUGUCAGACGAAAAGGAAAAGGCCAAUGACCAAGGGUGUUGUGGUGCGUCCUAUCUUCAGCAAGUAAUUUGCAUCUAGGGCCCAGGUUGAUUUGAUUGACAUGCAUGCCACACUCCAACUUUAAAUAGAUCAUGGGGUACUGAGACCAUCUCACCAAAUUCUGCAUUCUUCGUCCUCUUCAAACUUUCUGUUGACGUCAUUGUUUAAACUCCUCAGAUACUUCAAGAUCACCAAGAGCAAAUUCAGAAACGUAGAGUGGUAGCAUACAGAGGGCAGGUAUCCCAAGCUGAGAGAAUGAUCAAACGUAGUCACUUAGAUUUUAAAGUUGGUGAGCUUGGUGACAAUGUUGCUGUCCCAAUUCAAGCUGUGGAUCGUGGUAGAGGAGAUCCGGGGAACGUCCUGGGUGUUUUUGUCAGCAGAGAUUUGGACAAUGACCAGUAUAAGAUCGCUGUGAAGUCGCGUGUUCUAAAUAGUCAGUAUUCUAGAAAUCAGUUUGACCUUUGCCCCCAGCGUUUGCUGACAGAAGACGAUGUAAAUCAGGAUACUGCAGUGUCACUUCGAGAAGCUGUUAUUCCACAAUCUGCAUGU